Echinops telfairi (small Madagascar hedgehog) is the source of this 3573-nucleotide messenger RNA. It is a transcript of the gene MTDH, whose product is annotated as metadherin. Gene Ontology annotation, biological process: positive regulation of angiogenesis; regulation of transcription by RNA polymerase II; positive regulation of canonical NF-kappaB signal transduction. Gene Ontology annotation, molecular function: transcription coregulator activity; NF-kappaB binding. Gene Ontology annotation, cellular component: nucleus. NCBI's taxonomy places the organism in Eukaryota, Metazoa, Chordata, Mammalia, Afrosoricida, Tenrecidae. The transcript has 11 exons. The coding region runs from base 240 to 1898 and encodes 552 amino acids. The record is from RefSeq and is a predicted model, not a curated record.
CUCCCUCCGCCCUCCCCUCCUCCUGGCGGCGGCGGCGCGCGGCGGACUCGGGGGAACCUGGGAGCCCCCCGCGCCCUCCCCGCGGACGCGGCGGCCGAUCCCCGCCUCCGGCGCGAGGGGCGGCCGCGAUGCGCUUGGCCUGAGGCUGUCCAGCCCGGCCCUGCCUCGCCUCCCGUGACUGUCGCACGACCUCCCUGCGCGCCAGCGUCUUCCUGCGAGUGCCACUGGCGGAAGGGAAGAUGGCUGCACGGGGCUGGCAGGAGGCGCUGGCCCAGCAGGCCGAGGAGGGCUCGGCCCGGCUCCGGGAAAUGCUCUCGGUCGGCCUAGGCUUCCUGCGCACCGAGCUGGGCCUCGACCUGGGACUGGAGCCGAAGCGGUACCCGGGCUGGGUGAUCCUCGUGGGCACGGGCGCGCUCGGGCUGCUGCUGCUCUUGCUGCUCGGCUACGGCUGGGCCGCGGCGUGUGCCGGCGCCCGCAGGAAGCGGAGGAGCCCGCCUCGCAAGCGGGACGAGGCGGCGGCCGCGCCGGCCCCGGCCCCGGCCCCGGCCCCCGACGACCUGGCCUUGCUGAAGCCUCUCCGGAGCGAGGAGCAGAAGAAGAAGAACCGGAAGAAAUUGCCCGAGAAGCCCAAGCCAGAUGGACGAACUGUGGAGGUGACUGAGAAUGAAGUUGUUCGGCCACCCCGAAAUGUCGCAGCCAAGCAACCAGUAGAGGCAGACAAAAAAAAUGAAAAGUCAAAGAAAAAUAAGAAGAAGUCAAAGUCAGAGGCUAAAGCAGUGCAGAACAGUUCACGCCAUGAUGGAAAGGAAGUUGAUGAAGGAGCCUGGGAAACUAAAAUUAGUCACAGAGAGAAACGACAGCAGCGUAAACGUGAUAAGGUGCUGACUGAUUCUGGUUCAUUGGAUUCAACUAUCCCUGGGAUAGAAAAUACCAUCACAGUUAUCACCGAGCAACUUCCAACUGCAUCAUUUCCUGUUGGUUCCAAGAAGAAUAAAGGUGAUUCUCAUCUAAAUAUUCACGUUAGCAACUUUAAGUCUGGAAAAGGAGAUUCUACACUUCAGGUUUCUUCAGGACUGAAUGAAAACCUUACCGUGAAUGGAGGAGGCUGGAAUGAAAAGUCUGUGAAACUCUCCUCGCAGAUGAGUGCAGGGGAGGAGAAGUGGAACUCGGUCCCACCUGCGUCUGCCAGCAAGAGGAAAACCGAGCCAUCCGCUUGGGGUCAAGACACCGGAGAUGCUAACGCAAAUGGAAAAGACUGGGGCAGGAGUUGGAGUGACCGUUCAAUAUUUUCUGGCAUUGAUGGUCUGUCAUCUGCUGAUCCCAGCUCGGAUUGGAAUGCCCCCGCAGAAGAGUGGGGGAAUUGGGUAGAUGAAGAAAGAACAGCACUUCUGAAACCCCAGGAAACAAUUCCUGAGGACCAAAAGGUUUCGGAUGAAGAUAAAGAAAAGGGAGAGGGAGCUCUUCAAGCUGGGAAAUCGAAGAAGAAGAAGAAGAAAAAGAAGAAGCAAGGUGAAGAUAACUCUUUUGCACAGGACACAGAAGACUUGGAAAAAGAGAUUAAAGAAGAGCAUCCAGUGAAUACCUCUAAAGUCCGACCCAAACCAGAGAAAGCAUUUUCUUUGAAGACCAUAAGCACUAGUGAAUCAGCUGAAGUACACGUCAAAAAUAGCCAGCCUAUCAAGACUCUUCCACCUGCUGUUUCUACCGAGCCAUCUGUAAAUUCAUCAAAAAGUGAUGACAAGAGCUCCUCCCAAGUGCCACCGAUGCCACAAGAGACAGAGAAGUCCAAGUCGAACGCGAAGCAGAACAGUGUGCCUCCGUCACAGACCAAGUCUGAAACUAGCUGGGAAUCUCCCAAGCAAAUAAAAAAGAAGAAAAAAGCCAGACGGGAAACGUGAAUAUUUUUUUCCUGAAUUGGACAUGUGUUUGCAAACACUGUCUUGAAGAUUAUGCUGUUUAUGCAAUAAUUUGUGAACAUGUACAGAGUUUUAUAUAAAUUUCAACCAAUUUUUAAAACAAAACUGAACACAGCCACCGUAAAAAUGGAAUCAAAGGAAAGUUAAUUUAUAAACUAAACGGUCAGCAGAACCUACGACAGUUGCUGGACGACGCUUGGGAAAGUCUUUUCAAUUUAAGGAGAGGGAUCCUAAUUUAAGACUCGUGUCCUGGCUUUACAGCAGCGCCCUGUCUACAGCAGAUUGUGCCCUGUCUCCUCUGCAGCUGGGAGAAAAAGGAUUCUGAUUAGAGAGAGGGGUGCCUGCAACGUAGUAGGUAUUUCUUGGAUCUUAUGCACGGACCUUGUACCAUUUGAAUCUGUUUUAUGCUUAAAUCAAAGUGCUUUUGAUCAAACGCAUAAUCGGCCAUAUCUUUGCGUACGUGUUGGCAGCAGUUUGUGUUAAAGGACUCACAAGUGCAAAUAAAGAGUCACUUAGCAUUAGCUGAACUGAGCUGGCCGGCUUAAUUUGCGGUUUUUACAAAGUUCUUGAUUAAAACAUGAAAAAUGCAGUUGACACUUGUGUGGCUUUUGAAGUUAUUUUUGAUAGUCUUUACAUUACUUGAAUUGUUCCAAGUACAGUAUAUUUUAAAUUAAGAAAAGUCAACUGUACGUAUUUGUUUUAUACCUUUUAAGAUUCAGACUCACAAUUAAUACUCUUGUUUUAUGAUUUGAACCCUGUUGGAUAAAAUCCAACCUAGAUACGUUCUUUCCCUGGCAAUUACUUUUUUCCCACUGUCAACUCUUGUUAGUUACUAAUGCUUUUUUGACUUUGAGAAUAAAAUCAUGUGCACACUAGUUGGACAGACCAGACUUGCGGCUUUGGUGGAGAAUGAGGAAUGAGCAUCAGACAGCUUUAAUUGACAUUGUCAAGACCUCCAGUUAUCAGGAAUACAUUUUUUUACUGCCUUAACCUGUAGUGUGUAGAAUAUGCAUCAGUUACCUGAAGGGGAUUCGUGUUUUUAUAAGAAUUUUCAUGUAAUACUGCGAUCAUGGUCAAAUAAGGAACAUUUCCUGCUUGAAACUGUGUUACAAUGAUGUGUGAGAUGUUUCACCGUUUUCAGGCACUGUGUAAUUCUAUCGUAAUAAACUGGCAGGUAUCUUUGUAACUAUAAGUAGUGCAUGUUCAGCCAUGUACACUGUACAUAGCCUUUACCAAACGUGUUUGACAAGGACCAUAAUUAACAUCACAUAGUGAAUUGUGAUCAAAAACAAAAAACAAGCCAUGAUUUAUUUGAUGUGAUUGGCUUAACUGUUUUUAUGUGGCGCCAAGAAUGAACCUGUUUCCACAGCUGUAACCAAUGGUACUGAUAUAUCCGUCCAUGUUGUCUUCAUUGUAUUUGAUUGUGGUUUGAUGGUAUUGGAUUGUCAGACUAGGAAAGCUCAAGGAAACAACAUGGUUUGAAUUUUGCUGAAGACUGGCCUUACUACUGGACAGCGUUCUUAACAAGUAGUUAUUAACUUUUCUACAGGUGUUAACAUCUGUUUCAGGAACAUGGCAGUGUGUUUACAUGUCAGGAGUUUUGUUUAAUUCAGUGAUACUUCUAAGUUGAUUUGUUUAAAUAAAUUCAGCAAAUGGA